AUGGAAGGCAAGCCGGCCACCGCUUCCAAGACGACCGUCGAAGCUCUUCGGGAACAGUUGGCCCAACUCAACCUCAAUACCGGAGGCAACAAAUCCGAACUCAAACAACGAUUGCGCAAAACCAAGAAGAAGCUGCAAGCCCAAGCAGACAAAGCCAAACCGAUCGAUCCACCGUCCGACCCCCAAGAUCCCAUUGAAACCUCCCCAAUGAAUCGAUCAUCGCAUCCGACGAUCCGACCACAGCCUCACGAUUAUUAUCUAUUUUUCGACGUGGAGGCCACUUGUGAAGCAGACGGAUCAUUUAACUUUCCCAAUGAGAUCAUUGAAUUUCCUGUUGUUCUUGUGGAUGGCAAGACAUUCGAAAUCGAAACCGUGGAUGCCAGUCCCUCGUUUGUCGAAGUAUUGAAUGAUUUCCAAAAAUUCAUGGCCAAAUAUUCCCUUUUUCAAGAUAAAACAGCGGCUUUUGUCACUGAUGGACCUUUUGAUAUCCGGGAUUUCAUUACCAAGCAGUGUGCACACAGUCGGAUCAAGAAACGACCUGCGUAUUUCUCCGUCCCCUGGGUCAAUAUCCGAAGACUGUUCAAGGACUUUUAUGGCUAUUGUGACACGAAAAACAUCAGCGGUAUGUUGGAUGCCCUGGAUCUAAAGUUUGACGGCAGAGAACAUUCUGGAUUAGACGAUGCUCGCAACUUGGUUUUUAUUGCUCAACGCAUGCGAAACGAAGGAUGUGUAUUCAAGUGUAACAUUGCCUGGGACGAACGCACCCGCCGAGCCCACGCCAGGCGCCAACAACGUCGUUAUUAA
This is a messenger RNA of Radiomyces spectabilis, 804 nucleotides long. Its product is annotated as ribonuclease H-like domain-containing protein. The record is from RefSeq and is a predicted model, not a curated record. The transcript is spliced from 4 exons. Gene Ontology annotation, biological process: exonucleolytic trimming to generate mature 3'-end of 5.8S rRNA from tricistronic rRNA transcript (SSU-rRNA, 5.8S rRNA, LSU-rRNA). Gene Ontology annotation, molecular function: 3'-5'-RNA exonuclease activity; nucleic acid binding. NCBI's taxonomy places the organism in Eukaryota, Fungi, Mucoromycota, Mucoromycetes, Mucorales, Radiomycetaceae. Bases 1 to 804 code for a protein of 267 amino acids.